AUGCAUUUUCUCAACGGGAAAGCGGCAGCGGUCGCCUUAGUGUUUCUCAAUUCUUGCAAUGCCCUCAAGAUUACCAUCCUCGCAGAUACCAAUCGCGAUGGCAAGGUCGACAACAACGACGUUACUGGCAAAUCCACGUGGACAAACGAUAAAGGCGCUCUAAUUCUUCCCAACAUUGGCGAUACUGGUCGCCGUUGCGCCAAGAAAUGGGGUCCAAGUGCUGAUAUCCAAGGAGACGAAUCGUAUUUGGACAAGUGCAACGACGCCUCAGACAACGUGCAGCGAAAUCCUAAAUAUCUCGCUCCACUGAAAACUCUCCCUUUGGCCAGCUUGAGCGCAUCUGCCAAAGGUUCAAUCGCCAUUGCCGACAAAGCAGCCGCCUCCAAAGUCCGAAUCUUUGUCAAGCAGAGCGGCAAGUGGAAUUACGUGGCCGCAGACCAUGUCUUCACUGCCCAAGAGCUAAAGUCCGGACUUGAGCUGGGUAUUGAUGCCCGUGAUGUCCGUCGCCCUCAAGGCUGGAAUGGUUAUGCCAAGAUCCAGUUCACUAUCACCGAUGGCAAGGCCAAAGCGACUGAUGCCGUUGCUGUGCGAGUUGCGCCAGUACUGACACAUCAUCAUGGACAACACGCCCAGCGUAUCUUCACAACCGGCGUCAAUGAAGCAGGUUUCAACAAAGUCCAAGAGAAAUACGUCGCUGGUCUGUUGCGCAACGUUGGUGACGCUGGCAUCAAAGAGCCUGUCUUUCAAUUCCACAACCAGGAUAUUUGGACACAGGACUUUUUCGAACCUGGUUACGCGAGCAUCCCUGGCCCAAAAGGCCCUGUUAGCAUCCGCAUCAUGAUUCGGUCUGUCCAAAGCAGCCGAAGAUCAGGUCGCGACGCUUUCCACGACCUUCGCAAUGAUCAAGUCGGUGCUGUUCAGCACCCUGGUGACGGCGACUCAAUCGAUUCUACUGGUAACCUGGAAACCAUCCCUCCUUACAGCCACAAUGGAAAGAGCUUUCCCGUUGGUAGAACCAUCAUGGGUGCAUGGGAGGGAAGAGCUCCUCUCAUGGUAGAAUUCCUCAAAGCUCAACAGGUUCAGGACCCUCUGAUUCUCGACACAAGCUGGCUAUAUGUUGGCCACGUGGAUGAGUUCAUCCAGUUCCUACCUAGUGAUAACAAGCGUGGUUGGGUCAUCAUGGUUGCUGAUCCGAUGAAGGGUGUUGAUCUCUUGAAGAAGGCGGCUAAGGCUGGCCAUGGUAAAGUGAAAGCUGUGUCGCGUCCUCUGUCGGCAGAUGAGAAGAAUGAACACUUGUGUCUCCCCCGACAGACCAUUGCCGAGACCCUCAAGUUCAACAAAUUUGAUGCUAUCAACAAAAAUUCAGCUCAGCGCAUCGAAGCAAAUCUCGAUAUCAUCAAGCAAGAGACCAGCAUCACAGAGGAAGAUAUCCAUCGCGUCCCUGCACUUUUCUACUACACCGAGUCAAAUAGUUGGCUAUGCGCUGGUGAGAGCUCGUCUCAGACUGCAGAGGUCGCUUCAACACAACCUCAGAAGGCUGCAAGCAACUCAGGUAUCACAAUGAAAGCUCCGCAAGGCGGGCCUAGCUUCAAGGCCAAGUCCAUUGUCGAGGCAGCUACUCCCAAGAAAUCUAUUCAUCGCCGUGCGAUAGACCCCGCUACCCAGGUCACGACUCUUUAUCCAGACAGUGUCAACGGUCUAGUUAUGACAGACUCCAGGGUUCUGGUGCCCAACCCUUGGGGUCCUGUGAUCAACAAACAGGACAUCUUCGCGGCUGCCGUGUCCGAAGUAUAUGCCAAUGUUGGCUACAAUGUUACAUACCAGGAUGAUUGGUUCUCUCAUUUUAAGUUGCAAGGAGAUGUUCAUUGCGGUAGUAAUUCGUGGAGGGCUAUAACUAAGAAGUGGUGGUGA
This is a messenger RNA of Fusarium venenatum, 1911 nucleotides long. RefSeq lists its product as uncharacterized. Lineage: Eukaryota; Fungi; Ascomycota; Sordariomycetes; Hypocreales; Nectriaceae. Gene Ontology annotation, molecular function: protein-arginine deiminase activity; calcium ion binding. The record is from RefSeq and is a predicted model, not a curated record. Gene Ontology annotation, cellular component: cytoplasm.